CAGAAGCGCCGAGAUAAAGAAGCACAGGCCAACAAACAGGAGGCAGAAGAAGAGAGAUGGCUCACAGAAAAACCAAUGGAAGCAAAAUCUUCAUGACAGUGCUGUUUAUGGUGGCAGCAUGCAGGGCCGUCGCCAUCAACGACCUGCUGGACCGAGCCUCUGAGCGCUCCGACAUACUACACUCCCUCAGCACCACCCUCAGCCAUGACCUGGAUUCUCAAUUCCCUCCUAUAGGCCGGGUGAUCAUGCCCCGCCCCUCAAUGUGCCACACCGCCUCUCUGCAGACACCCAUUGACAAGUACCAGGCUCUUCAAGUAUCAGAGUCAGACCUGUUGUCACUGGCUCGCUCCUUGCUCCAAGCCUGGGAAGACCCCCUGGUGGUCCUCUCCACCUCUGCUAACACCCUGCCUCACCCGGCCCAGAGCAGCAUAUCCAACAAGAUCCAGGAGCUGCAGGAGCACUCCAAGAACCUGGGAGACGGCCUGGACAUCCUAUCUGGCAAGAUGGGUCCGGCGGCCCAGACCAUCGCCUCGCUGCCCUACAGAGGAGGCAACGACAUCGGCGAGGACAGGAUUUCCAAAUUGAUCAACUUCAAUUUCCUGUUGUCCUGCUUCCGCCGCGACUCCCACAAGAUCGACAGCUUCCUGAAAAUCCUGCGCUGCCGGGCAGCAAAAAUGCAACCGGAGAUGUGCUGAAGAGAGAGGCGGCCGGCAUGAUUUUUUUUUUCUCAAAACUUCUAUUGACCUACCAACUAUAUUAACAUUAGCACGCUUUGAAUCGGCUGUAAUAUCCUAAUUACUAGUUGGCAUUCUGAGCUUCCAGAAGGUGAAGAGAAGGAGGAGUUACAUGGCCCACACAGGAAAUCCUAUUUUGAAACACUUUUUUAGUCAUAUAAUGGCGUUUUAGCUCUUAUUGAUUUUGAUAGAAACAUUUCCCUUGUAUAUUUGCAAAGAAGGGCAAAAGUUGUACUUCCUAAACAGCUUCCUUUCGGACUUAAAAAGGUCAAAAGGUAAAAACACGUUAAGACAUUUCAGGUUGGGGGUAAACCUAACAGCUUCUAAUGUCUUGCUAAUGUGGACAAAGCAUGGCUCAGACACAGAUGUUUCCAGCUGGUCUGGCAUUUUGGACUGACCUUAUUGUGGUCACAAACGACACAUUCUCACUCCCCAGCGCGUCAAAAAAAAGCGACGCUUGGUCAGGUGCCUUUGGCGUUCGUUACUGACGCAUAAAGUCUUUUUAGCGCCUAGCCUUUUGGCGACAUUUCUAGAUGCGCUUGGUCGGGACUCUUGGCGUCACUUUUUGACGCUCUGGGCAGGACGUACGUUUAACUGGCAUGCGGUACAAGAACGGGACGGUUAGGUUUAGGAAAAGAUCGUGGGUGGGGUUAUUAAAUGUGCGUUUCUGUGACGCGCGGGACGAGAACGGGACACAAACCCCCGGUCUCCUGCUUGUUUGACCCAUCCGCCACCCCAACCAACCUCCUUAAGCCCAAUUUAUGCUUCUGGGUUGAAUCCACGCAGUAGGUACGUACGUAGAUAUGUACGUAGAUACGGACCCUACGCCGUAGCCUGACGUGCACCUCUCAAAAAAAUGGAACUGUAAAUGUACACGUCGCGGCGACGCAGACAACUGUGAUUGGUCUGCUCUGCCCUGGCUUGGUAGCGUUGCAUUUCCGAAGACUCAUUUCCAGGUUCUCGUCCUCUGUGAACAUCAUGAAAUCAAGGAGAGGGUUAACUUUUCCUGCUACAGCUUUCCCACCGUGGUCAGAAAGCACAGGGGAGACACUUUGGUUCUCUCACUAUGCUGCUAAUCACUACUCACUCAGAGCAAAAUCCCCGUCACUCUCACUCACUCUAACACACACUCCCCACGCACACACACACACACACACACACACACACAUGCCGGCCCUGCUACUCUCUUAAAAGAGAUACGCUAGAACGACGCAGACACCGGCGAACAAGCAUAAACUUCAGGCCACUUACGUAGGCUACGGUGUAAGCGUGGAGCCCCCGCAGAAGCAUAAAUCCUGCUUUACGCGGCUUUUCGGUCGUUCGUACUACUCGCUAUCGUCGUCGCUCUUAAUGCUACGUCAUCUUACAGCGCCGCGGUCGAGCUGCUGCUAUGCCCGGUGCGUUCCAAACAGACGCUAAAGGGUGAUAUGUGAGUCGGUACGUGACGCUGAGAGCCACUGACCAAGCGCCCGCAUUUGACGAAUUGGGAAAGAGAAGUGUGCUAUACUGGCGUGUUAUCUCUCCUGUGACUCCUUCUUGUCCUUCUCCCGAAGCUCUGUGUGUGUGAUGACAGGCAGGGCGUGACAUAUGAAAUCCCUCCGGCAGCCUCUCUUCAAACCAUUCUUCACACAGGCUUCAAUGGAGAGUAAUUUUCUCUUCCCGACUAAUGCUUGACUGAUUGCACUUUAGAUUUAAAUACACUUUCUUGAAAGCCUUUUGGAAGCGACGCUUAUCAAUUUCAAUGUUUCUUUCAAAUCUGCACAUUAAUAAAUAAAAAAAAAAUCAUCUCUUGCACAGUAAAA
This is a messenger RNA of Perca fluviatilis (European perch), 2536 nucleotides long. RefSeq names its product prolactin (gene prl). Gene Ontology annotation, molecular function: hormone activity. Gene Ontology annotation, cellular component: extracellular region. Bases 57 to 695 code for a protein of 212 amino acids. Gene Ontology annotation, biological process: positive regulation of cell population proliferation; positive regulation of receptor signaling pathway via JAK-STAT; response to nutrient levels. The record is from RefSeq and is a predicted model, not a curated record. NCBI's taxonomy places the organism in Eukaryota, Metazoa, Chordata, Actinopteri, Perciformes, Percidae. The transcript is spliced from 5 exons.